AUGACAGUUUCACUGGUGAGUUUCGUAUCGCUUGUGACAGCGGAUUCCAAGAAGUUCCAGCGCACCGCCGCCUGGUACCAUGCUUUGGGUUUCCGCCUCGUGAAAAAUUACAACAAAGUUUCCACCGCUUCCUCCCAGGUGGUGCUUGGGAUUUCCGGUGAUUCUUCCAAGGAGAUCUGGUUGGAGGCGCUUCCUUUGCAGAACUUGGACGCCAACGGGAACGUUGUUCCGUGGCAGGAAUUGGAUUUCUACGAAGGAGACGCCACUUCAAAAUUGUGCAAUGGCACGGUGAUCAAAAUCCGUCUUUCGUCUUUGGAGUCCACCAAGACGGUGCCACAGACAAUUGACUUUUUUGCCGCCGACCUAGGCAAGCUCAAGGCGCUUUUGGACAAGGCUGGCGCCAAGUACGAAGAAAAGGGCGAUGUUUUGACCUCGGACCCGUUGGGCAAUACCGUCCGCUUCUCCAACAAAGAGCUGAUUUUGAGCGACCACGCCUUCUCCAGCCAGCAGGAGUACUUGGACUAUAAAACCAAGGAGGUCACCGACGCCUUGAAGAAGUUUAAGCCCCAGGAAAGCACCGACGAGUUGCCUACUGCCGAAAAGGCUAAAAAGAAGAAGAUCGCAGUCAUGACCUCAGGCGGUGACGCCCAGGGUAUGAAUUCUGCCGUUCGUGCCGUGAUCCGUUCGGGUAUCUACUACGGCUGUGACAUGUUUGCCGUUUACGAGGGCUACGAAGGUUUGGUCCAGGGUGGCUCGCUUUUGAAGCAAAUGGGCUGGGAGGACGUUAGAGGGUACCUUUCGCUCGGAGGUACCAUGAUUGGUACGGCCAGAUGUGCCAAGUUUAGAGAAAGAGCUGGCCGUUUGGCCGGUGCCUUCAACAUGAUCAAAAACGGUAUUGAUGCGCUUAUCGUGUGUGGAGGUGACGGUUCCUUGACUGGUGCCGACUUGUUCAGAGCCGAAUGGCCUUCUUUGGUGGAGGAGCUCGUUAAGACCCGCCAGCUCACUGCCGAGGAGGUGAAGCCUUACCAGCACUUGACCAUUGUGGGUCUUGUGGGUUCUAUCGAUAACGAUAUGUCCGGAACCGAUGCCACCAUUGGUGCCUAUUCCUCGCUAGACAGAAUCACCGAAAUGGUUGACUACAUUGACGCUACUGCCGCUUCCCACUCUCGUGCUUUCGUUGUGGAGGUCAUGGGCCGUCAUUGCGGCUGGUUGGCCUUGAUGUCGGGUCUUUCCACUGGUGCCGAUUUCAUCUUCAUUCCUGAAAGACCACCACAGCACGGCAAGUGGCAGGAUGAGCUUAAGACCGUUUGCCAGCGCCACAGAGACCUCGGCAAGAGAAACACCACUGUUAUUGUGGCCGAAGGUGCCAUUGACGACGAGCUCCAGCCUAUUACUUCUGAGGAAAUCAAGAAGGUGCUCGUGGAGUUGGGUCUCGACACCAGAAUCACCAUUUUGGGCCAUGUCCAGAGAGGUGGAACUGCUGUGGCGUAUGACAGAAUGUUGGCCACCUUGCAGGGUGUGGAAGCUUUGCGUGCUGUUUUGGAAACCACCCCUGACACCCCAUCGCCGGUCAUUGGUAUUGUUGAAAACCAGCUUGUGCGCCAGCCAUUGGUGGAGUCUGUGAAGAACACGAAAAUGGUCGCUGAGGCUAUUGAAGCCAAGGAUUUUGACAGAGCCAUGGCCUUGAGAGACUCGACUUUCGCUUCGAUCUACAGAAAUUACUUGGUCACCACGAAGGACGCUAGCGGAAAGAACUUCGUUCCCGAGAAGGAAAGAUUGAACAUUGGUAUCGUGCACGUUGGUGCUUCUUCUUCGGCCCUUAACGCCUGUACCAGAUCUGCUACCUUGUACUGUUUGUCCAAGGGCCACCGUUUGUUUGCUAUUCAAGACGGUUUCUCCGGUUUGAUCAACACCGGUAACUUCAGAGAGUUGACCUGGUUGGAUGUGUGUGGCUGGCACAACAGGGGUGGAUCGGAAAUCGGUACUAACCGUUCCUUGCCCAGCGAAAACUUUGGUAACGUCGCCUACUACCUCCAAAGACACCAGUUGAACGGAUUGCUCAUUGUCGGAGGUUUCGAAGCGUUCACCGCAUUGCAUGAAUUAGAAAACAACAAACACAAAUACCCAGUGUUCAACAUUCCCAAGGUGGUGAUCCCGGCUACCGUUUCCAACAAUGUUCCUGGUACCGAAUACUCCUUGGGUCUGGACACCUGUUUGAACCAGCUUGUCAAUUACUGUGACGCUGUCAAGCAAUCUGCUUCUGCCACCAGAAGAAGAGUGUUUGUGUGUGAGGUUCAAGGUGGAAACACCGGAUACGUUGCUUGUUACGCCGGUUUGGUCACCGGAGCCAUGGCGGUUUACACGCCAGAGAGCAAGGUGACGCUCAAGACAAUCAGAGAGGACUUUGACUUGCUAUCGGCGGUGUUUGAGAAUGACCGGGGAGAAGACCGCAACGGCAAACUUCUCAUCCGUAACGAGCAUGCAUCGGACGUCUACACCACGGAUCUUUUGGCGGACAUGUUCAAGGAGGCAGCAAAGGGACGGUUCGAGACGAGAACCGCCGUGCCCGGUCAUGUGCAGCAAGGAUUCAUGCCGCUGUCGAUGGACCGAGUGUACGCCGUCCGUUUUGCCGUUAAGUCCAUUGAGUACAUCGAAGAAUGGAGUAAGCGGGUAUUCAACGCUGCAGAACACACGCUGCAUCACAGUGUGAACAACAUCAAGAUGAUCGACUUUAUGGACAAAGAGGAGGAGCUGUCGGUUGUGAUUGGAGUGCAAGGCGCCAAGGUUGUUUUUUCGAACAUCAACGACUUGUACGACAAGGACACGGACGUUGCGUUGAGAAAAGGGCGGACGAUCCACUGGAGCCGGUUGGAAGAAGUGAGCAACUUGUUGAGCGGGCGGUUGAUGCUCAGAGAGGGCAAGGCCACGCGUUAG
Molecule: messenger RNA, 2934 nt
Organism: Candidozyma duobushaemuli
Lineage: Eukaryota; Fungi; Ascomycota; Pichiomycetes; Serinales; Metschnikowiaceae
Gene: PFK1
Product: 6-phosphofructokinase subunit alpha
Exons: 1
Coding region: 1-2934 (977 amino acids)
Biological process (GO): canonical glycolysis; fructose 1,6-bisphosphate metabolic process; fructose 6-phosphate metabolic process
Cellular component (GO): 6-phosphofructokinase complex; cytoplasm; mitochondrion
Molecular function (GO): identical protein binding; fructose-6-phosphate binding; 6-phosphofructokinase activity
Source: RefSeq, a predicted model, not a curated record